This is a messenger RNA of Tachyglossus aculeatus (Australian echidna), 5825 nucleotides long. It is a transcript of the gene FAM13B, whose product is annotated as family with sequence similarity 13 member B. Gene Ontology annotation, biological process: signal transduction. The transcript has 25 exons. Lineage: Eukaryota; Metazoa; Chordata; Mammalia; Monotremata; Tachyglossidae. The coding region runs from base 347 to 3289 and encodes 980 amino acids. The record is from RefSeq and is a predicted model, not a curated record.
AGGAGCCUUGUCGGCCGCGGAGCCGCCCGGGGCCAGCGCCUUCGUCCUCUUGUUGCCGCGCGGGGCCGUACUGCGGCUGCCACAGCCGCCGCGGGUCCUGGAGAGGCGGCCGCGGCCGGGGAAGGGGGACUCGCGGUUCCAGCGAUUAACUGCUGAAGUACUGAUCGAGUGCUGUGUUUCUUCAAUGAGGAACUACAGGCUGAUCUUCUGCCAUAAUCUCAAACAGCCAUAAAUCACCAAAGGAUGCUUGCUCAGUGAGGAUAGCUGGUGCGGAAACCAUUUUUUAAACUUAGGUGUUUAAAUACGCGAAGGAAAGACAGCUUUGAUUUCUGGCUGCAAAAAAGAUAUGAGGAAGAGCUCCUCCCCUUCCUUGAGUAACUGCAACUCCGUUCUUGCUCACAAAAUAUUUGGAAUUCCACUUGAUGAGCUGCAGCAGGGAGGACAUCCAGACAAUGAGGUUCCGUUCAUAGUCCGUCAUGUAGUGGACUAUAUAGAGGAACAUGGAGGUCUGGAGCAAGAAGGACUUUUUCAAGUCAACGGAAACGCGGAGACAGUGGAGUGGCUUCGGCAGAGAUACGACAGUGGGGAAGAUGUGGAUUUGGUUAAGGAAGCCGAUGUGCCCUCGGCCAUUAGCCUGCUUAGGUUUUUUCUCCAAGAGCUUCCAGAGCCUGUUAUUCCUGGCAGUUUGCAUAUCCACCUGAUGCAGCUUUCUCGAGAUGAUAAUAACGAAGAUGAAUUUGGAAGAAAGCUGAGGUUCGUCUUGCAGCAGCUUCCACGUGUUAAUUACAGCUUGUUGAAGUUUCUGUGCAGGUUUUUAGCCAACGUAGCCUCUCAUCAUGAGGAGGUCUGGUCUGCGAGCUCUUUGGCUGCUGUCUUUGGGCCCGAUGUCUUCCACAUUUACACUGAUGUGGAAGAUCUGAAAGAGCAAGAGAUCGUAAGCAGGAUAAUGGCUGGGCUUCUAGAGAACUACUAUGAAUUCUUCGAGAGUGAAGAGGAGGACUUUUCAUCUACUAAUGAUUUGAGCUCAGUCACUGAACAGGCAGACAGCAGCGUUCUCCACAAGCUGGAGCCUGGAGAGCUGGCAUUUCACGGGGCCCUAGAGAGGGAAAUUCCCACAGUCCGAGGAGGAAGAGCUAUCAAUGAACUCUCGGAAGAAGACGAAGAAGAUGAAAAGCUUGAGCCAUCGGAAGAAAUUCCGGAAGAUUGCCCAGAAAAAUCCAACGAGACGCCAGAGCUGGUACACCUCAGGCUGACGGAAGAAAUCUUGGAAUCGAGUAGUGUCACAGCAUCCACAAGUGCCCACACGUCUCCCAUCAGCCUCUUGCCUGCUUCUGCGGACAUUUUAGAGCGAACAAUCCGGGCAGCAGUGGAGCAGCACCUUUUUGAUCUGCAGAGCAGCCUCGAUCAUGAUCUUAAGAAUUUACAGCAGCAUGGCCUGGUGUGUAAUAAUGAAGCAAAAAGUAUCCGUCAGGAUGGGGAAGAACCUGAUUGCCAGCCCGACAUGGCUGCUGGUCCCGUUAAUCCCACUGGAACCCUGGCUUGCACCUGGUUGGAAGAUGAAGCGGCGCCACCGGUUUUUGUAUUUGAGGAUGAAGGAAAUCAGCAGGCUGCAGGUAUUCUGUUAAAGCCAUGUGAUGGACAGAGUGGCGAAGAAGUUGCUGCCCAGAGGCAAGAGUGUGUGUUGGUGGAUGACAACGAUCAUGCUUCUUCCCAUUUGGUACUGGUUUCAGGAAGCAAGACUUGUGAUUUGAAUGCCAACAACGAAUCUGCCGAACCAGAAAGUGAAUGUGGUGUGGUCCCUGGGGAAGCGACAUGUCUGCAGACUCCACCCUUAGCUCUGAAGAAUGCGUCUGAUGGAGAUAAGUGGGAAGCGUCAGGUCCUUUCACUUUCCCCCUCAUUGAUUUCAAAACAAUGCACCUGCAGAGAGAUGGGGAGGAGCCAUUUCCUGCCUUUAAGUCUUGGCAGGCAGACUCUGAAUCUGGAGAGGCUCAGCUGUCCCCACAAGCUGGAAGAAUGAACCACCACCCUCUGGGAGAGGACUGCCCGCCCAUACUGUCGCAUCGAAGCUUAGACUUUGGGCAAAGCCAGCGCUUCCUCCAUGAUCCCGAGGCGUUAGACUCCUCAUUGAAAGCACUUUCUUUUGUGCGGACUCGGAGAGCGUCCUUCAGCUCCAAAGAUGACAGACGGGAUGAAAAAACACCCUAUCAGCUCGUGAAGAAGCUUCAGAAGAAAAUCAGACAAUUUGAGGAGCAAUUUGAAAAAGAAAAGAACAGUAAACCCUCCUACAGUGACAUAGCAGCCAAUCCCAAGGUGUUGAAGUGGAUGACCGAGCUCACUAAACUAAAGAAGCAAAUUAAAGAUUCCAAGCACAGAACCUCAGAGGGAGAAUUCGUGCCUCAAACCCGCCCACGCAGUAACACUCUUCCGAAGAGCUUUGGCUCUUGCGUUGGCCAUGACAGUGAAGGAAACCGAGACGAGCCCAGAGUCACCCAGAAGGAGAGGAAGCCCUCUAAAGAAGCCACUCUUGAACUGAUCCUGAAGAAGCUGAAGGAAAAGCGUGUUGAGAGAAGCCUCCCAGAGGACAUUAAAAAAAUGACCAAAGAUCAAAUGGCCGAAGAGAAAGCUUCUCUCCAGAAAAGCCUCCUCUACUAUGAAAGUCAGCAUGGGAGACCGGUGACUAGAGAAGAGAGACACAUCGUCAAACCUCUCUAUGACCGAUACCGACUCGUGAAGCAGAUGCUGACCAGGGCCAGCACCAUCCCCAUCCUCGGAUCCCCUUCCACCAAGCGGCGGGGUCAGGUGCUGCAGCCAAUCAUAGAAGGAGAGACAGCUCACUUCUUUGAAGAAAUUAAGGAAGAGGAGGAGGAGGAUGAGGAGGAGGAGGAGGAGGAGGAGCAGCAGCAGCAGGGAGUCAAUCUAAAGAAGUUGAGUCGUGUCUUGAGAACCAUGGAGCCGAGGAAGUCCUUUUCAAGUUCUGUUGAAAAUUCUGAAUCUGAUGUUGAGGAGAGUCAAGAAAAAUUGGCUCUGGACCUUCGCCUGUCCAGUGCCCGGGCAACGUCUGUGCCCGAAUUACUGGAGCAACUUUGGAAAGCCAAAGCUGAAAAGAAGAAGCUCCGCAAAAUGCUGCGGGAGUUUGAAGAAGCGUUUUAUCAGCAGAACGGAAGGACCGCCCAGAAGGAAGACCGUGCUCCGAUGCAAGAAGAGUACAGGGAGUAUAAGAAAAUUAAGGCCAAGCUCAGGCUCCUUGAAGUUCUCAUCAGCAAGCAAGAUUCUUACAAGUCGAUCUAAAUGCUGCUUCACCAACACCCAAAAAAGCCCAUCGGCUUCCCAGACGUUUUGUGCGUGCGUGUGUGUGUGCGUGUGUGUGUGUGUGUGUAUGUGUGAGAGUGCGUGUGAGUGCGUGUGUGUGUUUGCGAGCGUGAGCGUAUGUGUGUGUUGGGAGGGGUGUGCAGGUUUGAGAGAGAGAGAGAGAUUUUGCCUGGGGUUGAUUUCGUGUAUGUUUACCUGGUGCUUGAGUUCCUUUUGUCCUGCACUAUCCAAAGCCUCGGCUCUGUACACUUGGUCUUGGGGCCGCCACUGGUUCUAAUCCAAGGGCAAAGCAGGCUCACUCUCGGGACCAGGUCAGAUGCCCCAAGUCAGUGGAGACCAUGCUCUCGUUCUCCCUUCACCUGCCUCCCCCUCUAGCAGACAUGCCGCUCCCUUCUGUGUAUCAUAUUACUGUUCCAUCCCAUUUGCAAAAAGACUAGAACUUUAUCCUUUCAUCUGUUGAGGACUUCGGAAAUUUACAAGCUUUGUAUUACCAACAUUUUGGCAUUGUUGAAGAAUACUUAAGAUCUAGAUCUUCAUGCCGUGUCAAACUCCCCCGGUUGCCUUUUCUUACUACCAGAACAACAGGCAGAGUGAGAGAAAAGCCAACAGAAAUGAAGCCGUGGAGUGAACUGGGUUCUGUGGCCUGUCGAAAAACCGAACUGAAAUUCCUCUUCCAGCCCGGCUAGGGAACAGCGUUCGGCCCACGUCCUGCCGGUGAAGUAAGUCUGAUAUCCUUCCCCAGAAGCGAUGGGUCCUCAAACCCACAGAAUGCUCAGCUAUUCAGCGGCCACAGCUCCUGGGGGCAGGUGGCUUUCAGGCAGACUGGCGAGUGACUGUGCUUAGCACGACAAGAAACCCACCUCCACGCUCCCGGAAAAUUUGGAAAACUGAAUCGGCAUCUCACCUACCUGCCUCCGGACUUCUGUUACUGGUGUUCCUCCUUCUCGGUCAGUGUUUCAUGCCCGAGUGGUGACCGGUUGGUCUAAAUUGGAUCUCUUGCAUCUCUUCCCUCCAGAAGGUAUGCAGAGACUUGCUAAUAACUUCAGUGUAGGGGAGAGUGGAUGGCGCCCGGGCCAGGCUGGUUCUACCGGGCCCCGGCCGGCUUUGGUCCACCACAGAAUUCUCCCGUUCCCGACGCGACUGUCGGAACAAGGGCUAAUAUCACUGCAGCUUCGGAGUCCCUCGGUGCCCGGUGUUGGGGGCAGUGGGGGGUCUCCAAAUCCCGCCCACCGCAUCCCAGAGAACAGAGAGAGCAGUGGUCCGGCCUGGGGGUUUCUCGCAGAUCCUCUCCUUGGUCACACCCAGCCCCCGGUGGACCAGCGCUUCCCCGCCGCUGUUUGGGCGGCGGUCCCCUCCGUGCUCAACAAUCGUCUCAUCCACCUGUGCUGGGCCGCCCAGCAGUCGUUAAUGGCGGGCUGCGGUCAGGCAAAACCAGUCCCAAGUGUUGAUUCGUUCAUGCGCUCGUUGGCGCUUUCUGCAGUGCUAAGCCAGCUGUGGGCCCUCCCACAGGGCUUUCUGACAAGCUCCGGUCGGCACUGCUUGCUGCAGGAAAGACCCCAAAAGGACUUCUCCACCCCCGCCAUGGCCGGCACAAGGAGUGAGAGCACAGUCCUUCUCACACUCACGGGACUGUUCCGUAAGCACAUGGAAUGUGUUCAAAGUGAGUAGGAUUUCUAGUGCUUUGAAUUGUGUGUGCGUGCGUGUGUUUGCGUGCGUGCGUAUGUAUGUAAACCCUCUUCUUUUUUCUUAUUGGGUUUUUGUUGUGUUCUGUUGUUGCUUUUGGUUUUUUUCAAUGUGACGGUGGGCAUGUGGUUUGCAAAUUUGAAGAGAAGCCCUCGAAUUUGCCAUGUUUUGAUGGUUUCCUUUUUUCUUCCGCAAGAUGAUCCGUAGCAUACCUAGAGAAGUGAGCUUGGAAACUAACCCGAGACCGUUUAACCCUUUCAUCUGGCCCUGGGGUGCCGUCGCUGUGCUUGUCAGUCAGGUUUCUGUCAGGCCAUGGACAUGGGUCUCUCCCUGCAUCGACACCAGUGUGCACUCUAUGUCGUUGGACCUGAAUGCAUGUGUUCUAGGUAUGCCACAGGCCGGAUGUCAGUAUGCACUAGUUAAAUGUUUGAAAUAAUAUAUUCCUCCUUUUUAAUGUGUAGAUGGAUCUGAUUCCCCUAUUUUUCUAAGUGAGCGAGCCACCUGGUUUCCCGUGGGAGCUAACAGCCACUCCCUGGCGUGUGUAUUCUUUGGCUGUGGCUCUUGCUGCUGCCACGAAGAAUAGUGAAGCCUGCCUGGCAACUGGUUAUGCUGUUAGUGUUAUGGGUGUCCUUGUUGACCAGUAGUUGGUAGAAUUAGGCAUUUGGGGAUGUCACAGAAUUUCACCUGGAUUCAAGUAGAAACUAUAUAGAAAUAGCUCUCUGUCUCCAUAUGUCGACAUGAUAGAGAUAUGUGCAUCCACCGGCUAGAAUUGCAUUGUUUUGUCUGCCACUUCACUGUAUAGAGUUUUGUAAUAAAAGUUCCUUAAUCCUUA